CACUGCAUUCCCGCAACCAAGACUCGAUUAUGAAUUGUCAGCCUCAUCUAGCUCGGCGGCGCAAAAGUGUAAGUGUCGGUAUAUGAUAUUCUGCUACCAACCCCAGUAUCGAGUAUCCAGUCUCCAGUCACCAACGCACCGCACGUUCCAUAGCCAGAGCCAAGAUGCACCCGUGCACACGAGCACAGCUCUUCAAGCACAGCUCUUCAAGCACAGCUCUUCAAGCACAGCUCUUCAAGCACAGCUCAUCAAGCACAGCUCUUCAAGCACAGCUCUUCAAGCACAUCUCUUCAAGCACAUCUCUUCAAGCACAUCUCUUCAAGCACAUCUCGUCAAGCAAUGAGAAAAAAGAAACCAAUGCGGAAACAAAUACGCCGGGCCGCAAUCCAAAGGCCCAGCCCAGAAACGCCAGGAGUCGUAACGUCGUCCGUACCCCGAACCAAAGAGUACAUGCACGCUAAGUAACAACAAGAAGAAGAAGAAAAAAAAAGACGCUAUGCAAACUGUGAA
This is a messenger RNA of Didymella exigua CBS 183.55, 510 nucleotides long. RefSeq lists its product as uncharacterized. The transcript has a single exon. The record is from RefSeq and is a predicted model, not a curated record. Lineage: Eukaryota; Fungi; Ascomycota; Dothideomycetes; Pleosporales; Didymellaceae. Bases 165 to 461 code for a protein of 98 amino acids.